This is a messenger RNA of Colletotrichum tamarilloi, 249 nucleotides long. RefSeq lists its product as uncharacterized. The coding region runs from base 1 to 249 and encodes 82 amino acids. NCBI's taxonomy places the organism in Eukaryota, Fungi, Ascomycota, Sordariomycetes, Glomerellales, Glomerellaceae. The record is from RefSeq and is a predicted model, not a curated record. The transcript has a single exon.
AUGCGUAUAUGCAUGCCAGUCUUUGUGCAUUCUCUAUCGUAUCUGUACUAUGUCCUUGGUUCCCCAAGGUGCUCCCCGCCGUCUCUGCCGGCACUGGGAAUUGUCUUGGCCAUUCCGAUUCCAUCCAACGCCAUGAACCCAUCUCCCCAACCCGUUGAUGUAUGUCUUGAAUACGGGAGAAGAGAAGUAAAAAUGAAAGACCGUUUCGAUGAUACCUUUCUGCCGGACCCUGUCCUCAGGUCCUCCUGA